AUGUCUAUCAAUUCAUAUGAACAUCUGCUCCCUCCCAGCUGGAAGACUCAAGUCACCAGCUGGCUUGCAGAGGAUACCCCAUCAUUUGAUUAUGGCGGUUACGUUGUCGGUGAGGUUCACCGCGAGGCAUUUCUUUUCGGGAAAGGCAAACAGACCGCGGUCUUGGCGGGACGACCCUUCUUCACUGAGGUCUUCGCCCAGCUUGAAUGCGAGGUUGAAUGGCAUAUACAGGAGGGCGAGACCUUCGAGCCUAUCAAGCAUAUCGCUACCGUUCGAGGCAAAGCUAGGCACCUUCUACUUGGCGAACGCAUCGCCCUCAACAUGCUUGCAAGGUGCAGUGGCAUUGCUACGAAAUCUAAACAUUUUAAAGAUCUCGCAGCGGGUUAUGGCUACAAGGGUAUUAUUGCUGGGACCAGGAAGACCACUCCAGGGUUUCGGUUGGUUGAAAAAUACGGGAUGAUUGUCGGGGGUAUCGAUCCUCACCGUCAUGAUCUUUCAAGUAUGAUCAUGCUCAAGGAUAAUCAUAUAUGGUCGUCCGGAUCAAUCACUGCUGCAAUCCAACAGGCUCGUGCAGUGGGCGGCUUUAGUUUGUUGCUUGAUGUGGAAGUUGGUUCAGAAGCUGAAGCAGAUGAGGCAAUUGAAGCGGGCGCUGACAUUAUCAUGCUGGACAACAUCGAAGGGGAACAUCUCGUAAGUGUUGCUCGAAAGCUCAAGGAGAAAUGGGUUGGGAAACGGAAGUUCCUAUUUGAGACGAGCGGUAACAUCACCGAGGGUAACCUUCAGGAGCGUGCAGUCAAUGAUAUUGACAUCCUCAGCACAAGCGCUGUUCAUCAGUCUGUACAACACAUAGAUUUCAGUUUAAAGAUCCAGAUGCCUAAGUCAUAA
Suillus paluster is the source of this 885-nucleotide messenger RNA. RefSeq names its product Quinolinate phosphoribosyl transferase. The transcript has 6 exons. Lineage: Eukaryota; Fungi; Basidiomycota; Agaricomycetes; Boletales; Suillaceae. Gene Ontology annotation, molecular function: nicotinate-nucleotide diphosphorylase (carboxylating) activity. Gene Ontology annotation, cellular component: cytoplasm. The record is from RefSeq and is a predicted model, not a curated record. Gene Ontology annotation, biological process: quinolinate catabolic process; NAD+ biosynthetic process. The coding region runs from base 1 to 885 and encodes 294 amino acids.